AUGAACACGAUCAUGGGACAGGCUGGCCCCGAGGACACCACGCAACUGAGAGCGGCGCAGGAGAACUAUGUGCACCCGGACUAUACCUACUUCAACCCCGCUUAUGAACAGCCGCCCAGCGCAAAACCCGUCUGGAGCUUGGCGAAGCCCUUGCCUCGCGUUCUUAGACCCGGAAUGGUCCCAACCUGGUCAGAGACCGAGCAAAGGAUAACUGAACCUGAGCGACCGCCUAGGAACGUCCAGAAAGUUGGCCUUGAAGUCGACCCGGCAGACCUCGAAGAAGGUAGAAUUCAGUCAUCGCUAAACCCAGCGAAAGUCUCAGCCCAGCUGAAAGAUUCCAGGGAACAAAGAGAGAACAACUUCAUCCAAGCAGUCCAACAACGGCGAGGGACGUUUACGUCGAGGAUUUCGGGACGGCCUGCUAGGGCGUCUUCGCAAUCGUCUCGGGUUGGGCCGAGGGGGAGGGCGACGAGUGCGGCGUCGCGAAUGACACCGGUCAAUGGUGUGAACGAGCCUCAGCAAGACCAGGAGGCAAUUGACGUGGGAUCACAGCCGAGUCAAGACUUGACAGAUUACGACCAGGCAGAAACAACGUCAUCGACGGUGCCAGCUGACAGGAUACCGUCGCGAGGAGAUGAUGUUAAUCAACUCGAUCCCAUUCCAGAACAUCGCGAGCCUUCGCCGCCACGAAGAUCUACAGAUUCCGACACAGCAUCACAGCAAACGCUUCAUCUUGAGGAUGAGCCAGACCUCUACGCAGAUAUGAACGACCUGAAGCUUGUCGCCGAAAACCCACCUUUGUACGAGGAGAUUCACAACCACCACACCUAUUGGUCCAUCGUCCGUACCCAAAACCGCGAAUUCCUCGCCGAGCUUCUCGCCGUCUUCGUCCAGUUGACCAUUGGCUUCAGCGCUGAUACAUCCGCCACCCUCAAUGGUACCUCUGCCAACGUCAACACCACUGCCUGGGCUUGGGGCUUCGCGACCAUGGUAGGGAUCUACAUCUCCGGUGGCAUCUCCGGCGCCCAUCUGAACCCCGUCGUCACCGUCGUGCUGUGGUUCUACCGCGGGUUUCCCAAACGGAAGAUGAUUCCCUACUUCGCCGCGCAAUUCAUCGGCGCUCUGCUCGCUGCCUACACGGCCUAUGGUCUCUACCUCGCUUCCAUCAAGGACUACGAGAAGACGGGUGCCUACAUGGACAUCGCGAAUGGUUUCGUCACAGGCCACAGGCAUACUUUCAUCGACGCGGCCACGGCCUUCUUCAACGAGUUCGUCUCCACUGCCUUCUUAUGCUGCACCGUCCUCGCUCUCGGCGACGACCAGAACGCCCCUCCCGGAGCCGGCAUGAACGCCCUCAUCAUCGGCCUUUUAAUCACGGCUCUAAAUUUCGCUUUCGCCUACCAGGACGGAAUGGCAAUGAACCCAUCGCGGGACUUCGGGCCGCGUCUGGCUCUCCUGUCCCUUGGUUAUGGUACCGAUCUAUUCACGAAUCCCUUCUGGUUCUAUGGCCCUUGGGUAGGUGCUUUGUGUGGCGCAAUGGUGGGAGCGGCGCUGUAUGAUGUGUGUAUCUUCACGGGCGGAGAGAGUCCGAUCAAUUACCCCUGGACGCGAACGAAGAGGAGCUGGAAGAAGGGGAAGAGAAAGUGGGUUAGGAGGGCGAGGAGGGUCCUUCCCAGCAAGAAGAGAGGGGUGAAGGCUCUUGUGGAUGAUGAGGAAGUUACGCCGUGGCCAGGGAUGGAGAUGGGUGAUGUCUCGUAA
This is a messenger RNA of Lecanosticta acicola, 1758 nucleotides long. Lineage: Eukaryota; Fungi; Ascomycota; Dothideomycetes; Mycosphaerellales; Mycosphaerellaceae. The record is from the annotation of a GenBank genome assembly.